This is a messenger RNA of Macrosteles quadrilineatus (aster leafhopper), 3042 nucleotides long. RefSeq lists its product as uncharacterized. Bases 1 to 3042 code for a protein of 1013 amino acids. The transcript has 3 exons. Gene Ontology annotation, biological process: telomere maintenance; DNA repair. NCBI's taxonomy places the organism in Eukaryota, Metazoa, Arthropoda, Insecta, Hemiptera, Cicadellidae. The record is from RefSeq and is a predicted model, not a curated record. Gene Ontology annotation, molecular function: DNA helicase activity.
AUGGAACUUCUUCCAACAGAUAACUACAAAGUUGUAAUUCGUGCUGACCGCCGUCCACCUGGUGAACAUGAACGCCGGUACAAUGCUCCUACUGCAGAUGAAGUGGCGAUUGUCAUUGCUGGAAAUGAGUUUGAGAGCCGAGACAUUGUAUUAAGGAAACGUGAUGGCAAUCUUCUCCGAGUGUCUGAAACUCACCGCUUCUACGAUGCACUACAAUACCCACUAAUUUUCUCAAAAGGACAAGAGGGGUAUCAUUUUGGUAUCCCCAUGAUGGAUCCAAAUACUAAUCACCCUACAAACAAGAAGGUUUCGUCAAUGGAUUUCUAUGCGUACAUGUUAAUGGUACGCGAAGACGAUUUUAAUACUAUCUUGAGGUAUAGACAGCUCCUAAACCAGUUCAUAGUUGACAUGUACGCCAAAAUAGAAACUGAACGCCUACUGUACAUUAAGCUCAAUCAAAAAAAACUUAGGGCUGAGAGCUACGUGCAUUUGAGAGAUGCUUUGAACAAUGAUGCGACACUGAGUGCUAAUGAUAUUGGCCAAUCUGUUAUCCUUCCUUCAAGUUUUGUAGGAUCUCCGAGGUAUUUAAGUGAAAGGGCACAAGACGCUUUGACCUAUGUUAAAAACUACGGUCGCCCGGACUUAUUUAUAACUUUAACAUGCAAUCCAAAAUGGCCCGAAAUAUUGGAAUCCUUGCUUCCAGGGCAGAAAGCAACAGACAGACAUGACAUUGUUUCACGUGUGUUUCAUCAAAAAAUAAAGAUUUUUGUCGCAGUGAUCAACAAAGGGGAAGUUUUUGGCUCUGUCAGAUGCUUUAUCUACACUGUAGAGUGGCAGAAACGUGGAUUACCUCACAUCCAUUACCUCCUUUGGUUAUGUGAAAAAAUCCGUCCUAAUCAGAUUGACAGUGUCAUUAGUUCUGAAAUUCCAGAACGUACCUCUGAUCCGGUUCUUCAUGAGUAUGUACUGAAACAUAUGGUACACGGACCUUGUGGUGCUUACAACCAACGGUCUCCAUGCAUGAAAGACGGCAAAUGUACGAAACACUACCCAAGGCCCCUGAUUGAAAACACCCAAACAAAUGAUGAUGGUUAUCCUAUGUACCGUAGACGGAGUCCACAUGAUGGUGGAUUCACGGGUCAUAUUAAUAUGAAAGCUGCUGGAAAUGUUGCUGUGGAGAUAGACAACCGCUGGAUUGUCCCAUAUUGCCCAACUUUGAUUAAGAUCUUCAAUGCGCACAUCAAUGUAGAAUACUGCAGCUCAGUUAAGGCCAUAAAGUACGUUUGUAAAUACAUACACAAGGGAAGUGACCAAGCUGCAUUCAAUUUGGUGAAAGGCGCACAAUUAGACAAUCUAAAGGAUGAAGUGACUAUUUAUCAAACCGGACGUUACUUAAGUAGUAAUGAGGCUGCUUGGCGCAUAUUUGGAUUCCCAGUGCAUGAGAGGAAACCAACUGUGACUCAUCUAUCAGUACACCUAGAAAAUGGUCAGCGGCAACUAAGGACAGUAAAUAACCAAAUUUGUGGCACAUACAGAGAAGCCUGUCAGGCCCUUGGUCUGCUUGAGAAUGACAACCAUUGGGAGUCAACGAUGGAAGAAGCUGUUCUGACUCGCUCAGCUUCUCGUGUACGCCAUCUAUUUGCAAUAUUGAUAAGUACGUGUGAGUUGUCAAGCCCUAUAACUUUGUGGGAAUCAUUCAGAAAUGAUUUGUCUGAUGAUAUCUUACAUCGACACAGGGAAGUCGUCCCUGACCUUCAGUACAAUGACAUAGUUUACAAUGAGGCCCUAACGAAUAUCCAAGAACUGGUGAAGUCUAUGAGUGGGAAAGAUUUAAGUUCGUUUGGCUUACCCGCUCCAAACUUAUUGAAUGGAAUAAACCCUGAACUUCUAAAAGAAAUGGCAUAUAACAUCGACGAUAUGCAGCUCCAAGUACAAGAGAUGUUACCAAAACUUCUACCCGAGCAACAAGUGGUUUAUGAUACAAUUUUAGAGAGGAUUGAGAGUAGAAAAGGAGGAAUUAUCUUCCUAGACGCUCCAGGUGGAACAGGUAAAACUUUUCUUAUAACUCUCAUAUUGGCUAAGCUGAGAAAAGAAAAUCACAUUGCUCUUGCGAUUGCAUCCUCUGGCAUUGCUUCAACACUUCUACCUGGUGGAAGAACUGCACAUUCUGCAUUGAAACUACCACUUAACCUAGCAACUGCUGAAACCACACAAUGCAAUAUCAGCAAAACCUCUGAUCGAGCUGAAGUCCUCCGACGUUGUACAUUACUGGUGUGGGAUGAAUGUACAAUGUCUCACAAACGAGCAUUUGAAGCAUUGAAUGCAACACUUCAAGACAUCAGAAAUAGUCAAGAUUUAAUGGGGGGCUUAGUUGUUUUGUUGUCAGGGGACUUUAGACAAACCCUACCAGUUAUCCAACGUGGAACUCCAGCAGAUGAAAUCAAUUCCUGUUUGAAAAAGUCUGUCCUAUGGAGUCAUAUUGAGCAGUAUCACUUGGUUCAAAAUAUGAGGGUAAGUCUCCAUAACGACUGUGAUGCCAGACAAUUUUUAGGUGAUUUGCUCAAGAUUGGUGAAGGUAGAAUGAAAACUGACCAACAUAAGAUGAUUUCCUUCCCAGAAAACUUUGGUCACAUGGUUGCUUCUGCGGAAGAGCUUAUAGCAAGUGUGUUUCCUGACUUACAAAACAACCACUAUGAUCCUGAAUGGUUAUCCUGCAGAGCAAUUUUAGCCCCCAAAAAUGACGAUGUGAACAAAAUAAACAGCAAAAUUAUGAACAUUAUUCAUGGUGAAGUUAAAUCUUAUUUGUCCAUUGAUUCAAUUACAGAAGAGGAGCAAGCACUACACUACCCUGUUGAGUUUCUUAACACCUUGGAACUGCCUGGUAUUCCCCCGCACAAGCUUGAAUUGCAAUUAGGAAUCCCAGAGGUACCUCCUACCUUUACCUUUACUCCAUACAUCUUGGACCCAAACCACCACCUGCCAGCACUAGGAAAAAAGGGGGGCGCUGCUCUUGGGUUUGCCCAGGGCUCCACUGACCCUUAA